AACGGAGAGAACGAUAAAAAACAUAAAGUUGGAAAGUAGGGCGAUUACUUAUCAACACCCAAAUGGCACUUCAUCUGAUCAACGCCAGCUUAACCCCUCUGCAGCUACUGAAAGGUGAUAUUCCUCAACAAGUUCCUCCGCCAAGAGAAGUUCCUACGACUCCGGUAGCGAACGAACGACGCUCCGCGAAUUACGAGCCAACUAGUUGGAGUCAUAAAUUCUUGCAGUCCCUAAAAAUUGAUCAGAUGGAUGAAGAAUACAAGAAACUAAAAGCUAAGAAGCUGAAGGAGGAAGUGAGGGGUAUGAUCAACGAUGAGGGUGGAGAGGUUUUGACCAAGCUCGAGUUGAUCAAUGACAUUCAACGCCUAGGAUUGGGGUACCAUUUUGAGAAGGAUAUAAGGAAAGCUCUCCAUAGAUUUAUAUCUUCCAAAGAAGAAACUUCACUUCAUGCCACUGCUCUCAGAUUUAGGCUCCUUAGACAACAUGGCUAUCAAGUUUCACAAGAAGUUUUCAAGCAUUUUGUGGACGAUAAUGGUGGCUUCGAACGAGGUGUUCAAGACGACAUUGAAGGAAUGCUGAGUCUGUAUGAAGCUGCAUAUCUUGCCUUGGAAGGAGAAGACCUCUUAGACAAGGCCUUGUUAUUCACAACUGAACAUCUCAAGGACUUUCAGGGGAAAAUGGAGAACGACUCUGGCAUUGCAGAACAUGUGAGUCACUCUCUGGAACUUCCGGUGCAUCGCAGAACGUCGAGGCUCGAAGCGCGGUGGUUCAUCGAAGCUUUAGGUAAAUCAAAUUAUGUAAACUCAAAGCUACUUGAGCUUGCAAAGCUGGAUUUCAACUUGGUACAAUCAGUAUUCCAAAGAGAUCUUCGAGAUUUGUCAAUGUGGUGGAAAAAUUUGGGACUAUCAAACAAGCUAAGCUUCGCUAGAGAUAGAUUGAUGGAGUGCUUCUUUUGGACAGUAGGAAUGGUGUUUGAACCACAGUUUCAGCAAUGUCGCAAAGGACUAACAAAAGUUGGUUCUUUUAUUACAAUUAUUGAUGACAUCUACGACGUUUAUGGAACCCUAGAUGAAUUGGAGCAAUUUACCAAUGCUGUUGAGAGAUGGGACAUCGGCGCCGUUGCAGAUCUUCCGGACUACAUGAGAUUAUGCUUCCUAGCUUUGUAUAAUACUAUUAACGAAAUGGCUUAUGACACCCUUAAAGAACAAGGAGAAAACAUCAUUCCAUACCUAACAAAAGCUUGGUCAGAUAUGUGUAAAACAUUUUUGCAAGAAGCCAAGUGGAGUCACGGCAAAUGCAUCCCAACAUUUGAGGAAUAUCUUGAGAAUGGAUGGCGAUCGGUAUCAGGAGUUUUGAUACUCACUCACACAUAUUUCUUGUUGGGUCAAACAAUAUCAAAGCAGGCACUGGAAUGCCUAGAAAAUUGUCACCAACUCUUGCGUUCCUCUUCGAUGAUUUUUCGACUUUGUAACGACAUGGGUACAUCAUCAGCGGAGAUAGAGAGGGGUGAAAGUGUAAAUUCAAUAACUUGUUACAUGAACGAAGCUAGAUGUUCUAAGGAAGUUGCACGAGCACACUUAAGUAGUUUGAUUGACAAGGAAUGGAAGGAAUUGAACAAAAUCCGAGUUGAUGAUGAUUCACCUUUUGAGAAGAUUUUUGUAGAAACAGCAAUUAAUCUUGCUAGAAUUUCACAAUGCACGUACCAAUAUGGAGAUGCCCAUGGAGCCCCAGAUAUUACAUCGAAGAACCGGGUCAGAGCGAUUAUAGUUGAACCCAUUUCAUUGGCUUAGACAUUAAAAAUAUGUACAAUUAUUCGCUUAGACAUUAAAAACAUGUAAAAUUGUAAAUAAAAUAAUUGAUAUAUACAUAUGGAACUUCUUGUU
Molecule: messenger RNA, 1883 nt
Organism: Tripterygium wilfordii
Lineage: Eukaryota; Viridiplantae; Streptophyta; Magnoliopsida; Celastrales; Celastraceae
Product: probable terpene synthase 12
Exons: 7
Coding region: 63-1790 (575 amino acids)
Biological process (GO): diterpenoid biosynthetic process
Molecular function (GO): terpene synthase activity; magnesium ion binding
Source: RefSeq, a predicted model, not a curated record